AUGCUGUUCAAGUCUAUUGCUGACUUCCAUAAGCAUAUGGCCGACAACAUACCACACAGGUGCCCCAAACCAUGCUACCUCUUUGUAGCUCAAACGGCCAAGGAAGGGCAACGUCCCGAGAAGGCUCCCCUCACGUGCGAAUUAUGCCAACUGCCCAUGGCCCCGCACACCGCCUGCCGGCCGCGAAACGACGAAGGCAGCAACCGCCGCUAUAACCACGUCAACGCUACGGAAUGCAUCCCAAACGAUGCCGACAAGCGCAAGUGCGGCAUGUGCAACGCAGACGACGUAGACCGUGUCACCGUCAACGCAGUCGGCCGCGAGGCUGAAGACCAAAAGGUGAUCUGCCACCCGUGCUUCCUGCUCAGCCGCACGGACAACCUGCAGUCGUGCCAGCCCGCCGCUAUACACAAAUGGGAGAGCAAGAAGCUCCACACGUCGCCGGCAAAGCGCGCUAGGUUGUCUUGA
Ectocarpus siliculosus is the source of this 468-nucleotide messenger RNA. Lineage: Eukaryota; Phaeophyceae; Ectocarpales; Ectocarpaceae. The record is from the annotation of a GenBank genome assembly.